ACUGCAACCCUGAGUUACGUCCAGCAACAGGUUUAUGGUUUGUCUCAGCCAGUGAUUAAUAUGGCAGCGAGUGUUAUUUUUAAUUCUCUGUUUCUCAUGGUGAUACAUUCUGCAGUAAGUGAUGGUACUUUGAUCGAAGUAACACAACACCCCAAACAUGGAAUUCCACUCGUAGGUGAAAACAUCACCUUCAAAUGUAUUUUUGCUGUCUCUCCAAACCACACACGCAUAAAAGUAUAUUGGUCGAAGCAUGGAGAAGAUGGAUAUCUUCAUGCAAACGAUGGUAACAGGAAAAUAUUCAGUUUUGAAGAUAAAGGAAACUACUCCUUCCAGCUAUUGGAUGUGAGAAUCCAAGACUCUGGUGUCUACUACUGUGCAGUGAUCCAUGAGGGAAGAGAAUCAGGACGUGGAUCUGGGUCGCAGUUAACUGUGUGCGUUGCUCCAACUCCCCUGAACAUACUCCAUACAAUUGCUGAAAAAUAUUCUUCUGCAUCAACUCUUGUGUGUAAAACGGAGGCGUUUUACCCCGGGAAUCUCAUCUUCAACUGGUAUAUAAAUGGGACCAUAAUUUCGACUGGGAUAAAUAUUACUCAACAACAGAAUUCGGAUGGACUGUAUCAAGCUUCGAGUUCUGUGGGAGUGACACAGAGUCUCCAGAGCGUUUAUACCUGCAUGGUAUCUCACCUCAGCCUCCGGACCGAAGGAAUUGCAAACUUUAUGAUUCCUUUUUCUGACAGAGAGUAUGAAUUUCCAGAUGAUUAUUAUUUACUGAUCGCUGGAAGCGCAGUGGGUGUGUUGUCAAUGCUGUUGCUUUUAAUCAUUGGGAUUCCAUUAAUGAAAAGCAAAGGAAAACACAGCAAAUUAAAUGAAUCCAACAGGAAUGGAGAGCAGGGGAUACAGGAAGCAAAUAAUGAGACGGUGGCUUAUGUUUCACUGGAUUUGACUAGUUCUAAAAAAUCUCUGAGACCUAAACAUCCAUAGGAGAGGACAGUGUACGCUCAGACCAAACAAAGGGGAGCCGAUAACAAGAUAAUUUACAGUGUUCUGGAUUUAACAGACUCAAAGAAAACAGCAUGCAGCAACAUUGGUGUGGAAUAUUCUCAAAUACAGGUGAAAACCACAGCAGAUCAGCAGCUAUCUACUGGGAACAAAUAGACACACAGAAGUAAUGCGAGAAGUCAAUUACUGGUGCAUUUUGUUUUUAGUUCUCCAUCCCUAUAAAGUAAUGGCUUUGAUGCUUUUCAAUUAGUGUCUACUUAUUUGUGAAAAUCCAUUGCAGGAAAAUAUUGAUGCUUAAUUCUAUUCAUGUGUACUUAUGUGAUAUUUAGAAUCUAGUUUCAUGCAAAUGUAUUAACAGCUCUAAUCAUGACUAGAAGCCUUGAUCGAAUAGCUUUUAAAUCAUCGCACACCCAAUUUAAAAUUGUACUAAACAAUGAAAAAAAAUUAUAAAGAGUUAAAUAAAGCAUAUAAGCCGUUUGGCCUCAUGAAGUGGUGUAGUGUAUUUUCUUAACAUUUCAAUAAAGAACGAUUGUGAAACAUAAA
This is a messenger RNA of Callorhinchus milii (elephant shark), 1542 nucleotides long. Its product is annotated as tyrosine-protein phosphatase non-receptor type substrate 1-like. Bases 61 to 981 code for a protein of 306 amino acids. The record is from RefSeq and is a predicted model, not a curated record. Gene Ontology annotation, biological process: immune response; cell surface receptor signaling pathway; positive regulation of T cell proliferation. The transcript is spliced from 7 exons. NCBI's taxonomy places the organism in Eukaryota, Metazoa, Chordata, Chondrichthyes, Chimaeriformes, Callorhinchidae. Gene Ontology annotation, cellular component: external side of plasma membrane.